Molecule: messenger RNA, 2082 nt
Organism: Plasmopara halstedii
Lineage: Eukaryota; Oomycota; Peronosporomycetes; Peronosporales; Peronosporaceae
Exons: 2
Coding region: 1-2082 (693 amino acids)
Source: RefSeq, a predicted model, not a curated record
AUGGCGGCAAGUCGAAGUAAUAGCCCAAUUCGAGACGCGCUACUUAAGUGGCAACGUCAACAGGAUCAAAAACGUCGUGAGAGAACACAAGAGCGGAGUAUAAAUUUUGCUUCAUCGUUAAUUUGUGAUAGUUUGGAGUCUUAUAGACCUAAAGUGAUGUCGUAUUAUGAUGUAGAAGAGGAUACUUUAAUGACAUUUAUUAAGGAACGCGAUGACGAAGAUAGGAGAUUGAGACAAAAGAAUGGAAUGGAAUUUUAUUCACCAGUAAGACCAGAAGAUUAUUCAUUCAAGAAUUCAAGUUCUGGACUUCGUCAGCAUUUAGCACUUUCAAGAAUUAAACCUCCAAUGUCAAAACGAAGACUUGACACGACAGUAAGAAAAUCAUUUGGAAAUGAAAUGAAAACACCUGAAAGAUGGCGAAGAAUUGCAAUGCGAUCGAAAGGGAAGGGAAUUGAGAUGAAAGAAUGGGAUGAAGAAGAUGCACAACAAGCGGAAAGAUUAUUGGAAAAAGCUGCAGAAGAUGAAAAGGAUGAAACACAUUGGAAAGAUUUGUUUCAUUCGACAAAAGUGAAUUGGAAUUUAUCAAAUCAAAGAGUGGAACAUCAAGAUGAAAAGAGGAAGAAUGAAAAGCUACUGGAUGAAAAGAGUUGGAAUUUAUGUCAAGGGAAGCAUAGUGGAAGUGAUUCGAAUGCACCUACUUUACUGUCAUCGUCAGUAGGAGAACACUAUCGGAAAGAGGGAUAUGAUGAUCAUAAAGAGGAAUGUUUAGUUGAUGAAAACGAUAUUUUGAAUGGAAAUCUAGUGACAACACUAUUUCAUAUUGAAAUGUCACGAUUGAAUAUGAUUAUGGUUGUGAUUUGUCUCUUGAUUGGCACAAGUGGGUUCUUUGUGGAAGAAAUUCUGAAUGGUUGUGGCUGGAUCAUGAUUCAAUCGCCUCUUAUGAUUUCAAAAGAAAAUCAAUUACAGAUACGUAAUCGUGUUCAUAGGCUUCAACAAAAUGUUGAGAUGUUUCAACUUUCAACUAUAGACAUGGAUCUCAAAGCCCAAGCGGUUUUAUUGCAAGUACGUCAUCAUAUUAAACAAACGCAGAAAGAUCGCGAGAGGUAUCGAAAUAUACUUGUAGAUGAAAUGCAAGAGAUGCGACAUCAUCUCAUUCAUGUGACGCAAGAGGAAGUGAAAAGAGAACGCAAAUUGAUUCAAUCGCAGCUUCAAGAUCUGGUGAAAAUGGAUCAAGAGAUGAUGCACAAUCAUAUGAAAGCUGAUAAAAGCAUUGAAACAUUGAAAGAAACAAUGGCAAUCCAAGUCGAAUCAAAUGAUGUGAUAGAGGACACUUUAAAAGAUCAACAGAUUGAUUUAUUACCGCUAGAUCACGCUAAAACCUUGGCUUCUAUUCAGCAAAACGACGAUGUUUCAGUUUCUUUUCGAGAAUUACCAAAUGAUCAAAACAAGUUUCAAUCUCAACUUGGCGAAAAAUUGGUGUUAGAUAAGUCACAACUGAAUGUUGAAUCGAAGCUCUCGGCUCACGUUGAUGAGAUUAUGAUCAAAAGUAAACAAAGUGUAGCAUCUUCGAUCUCUGAUCAAGUUAAACCUGAGACUGCUGAUGAUUCUCAAGCAAAAGUCGUUGCGACUGGAAUGACACUAGAUGGAUUUAUCCUACUGAUAGGCAGCAUACUUCUAGUAGUUUGUGUCUUAUCUCGUGUAUACAAUGUUUAUCGUCACAAGAAAUGGUUAGAAAAGCGUCGAAAGCGAAGGAAUCAACGAGCUUUGCUACGAGCUCAGCAACGUGCACAGGCUAUGGCAAAAUUCAAAGGUGAUAGCGAUGCUGCCGACUCUUGUAUUGAAGAAGUUUGUCUAAUGACACCAGAGCACGAUAAUGAAGAAUUUGAAUCUCCGCUCUCUAGAUAUAACGUUGAGAGCGACGGUUUGAAUCAAAGACAACAAAUGUAUCAUUCUCCUGUGCCUCGCCACCGAAAUUCUGAGCGACCGUGGACUAGCACACCAAAGAGUUUAAAUCGUGGAGUAACCGAUCAACAAAGUCCUUGGCAACGUCGAAAACGCCACGUCCAGGACCGACGUAUUUAA